CCGCAACCUUCGAGGCGACUGGCCCACCCUUCUCCCACCUCAUCAUGCGUACCCGACCCUGUCGCUGCUGAACGAACUGCUGUGCCCUGCAUUGUCGCCUCCUCCCUCUUCACAUCGAGUGCGACUCAUGCUAUCGCAGAAAUUCCCUACGUCACGCUUGAUAAUCCCCUCUGCCAUACCACUGACACCCUUCCUACAACCAUUGGCGCUUCUUCAACUGUGCAUUCCUUCUUUCUAACGGCUGGGUUUCAGGAUCGACAGCUAAAUCGGGCUUUUUGAAUCAUGGGCAAAGACAGCGAUGUCCCGCAGCCCGGCCCCGCACGCCUCUCCAAGGGAGCGGGGCCUGAUGAAUGGCUGGAGCAAGCAAAGCAGUGCAAAUACCUGCCAGAGGCGGACAUGAAGCGUCUGUGCGAAAUUGUAAAAGAGUGUUUGAUGGAAGAAUCCAACAUCCAACCAGUCCGGACGCCCGUAACUGUCUGUGGCGACAUCCAUGGCCAGUUCUAUGACCUUCUCGAGCUCUUCCGUGUCGCUGGUGGAAUGCCCAACGAUACUCCAGUGGCCCCCACUGUACCCACAAAAACUAUCAGCGCUGCAGACAUUGAGCCCCCGACCACUAUCACAGAUCCAAAGGCAAAGCGGAAGAUGAAGAGAAGAUUCCAAGCUGAUAGCAACUACACCGGGCCAGCCAGCCCGAAUGAAGGAGAAGGCGAUGAGGAAGAAGACGAGGAGGAACCAAGAGGCCGGAGCAGAAGCAUAACUGGAAGACGAAGUACCGAGGACGAGUCGGAGGCUGGGUCGAGGAGAAACAUGUCCGGCUCCAGCGGCAACGGCCAGCAGAACUACAUCUUCCUCGGAGAUUUCGUAGAUCGAGGCUACUUCAGCUUAGAGACCUUCACGCUACUAAUGUGCUUAAAGGCCAAAUACCCCGACCGAGUCACGCUUGUCCGCGGCAAUCACGAGUCUCGUCAGAUCACCCAGGUCUACGGGUUCUAUGAAGAAUGUCAGACCAAGUAUGGAAAUGCGUCAGUCUGGAAAGCAUGCUGCCAAGUCUUUGACUUCCUCGCUUUGGCUGCCAUCGUAGAUGGCAAGGUGUUGUGCGUGCACGGUGGACUGAGUCCUGAGAUUAGGACUCUGGACCAAAUCCGUGUAGUUGCUAGAGCCCAAGAGAUACCCCAUGAGGGCGCAUUUUGUGACCUGGUUUGGAGUGACCCUGAGGAUGUUGAUACCUGGGCCGUGUCCCCUCGAGGCGCUGGUUGGCUCUUUGGGGACAAAGUAUCUUCAGAGUUUAACCAUGUAAAUGGGCUACAACUCAUUGCUCGCGCGCAUCAGCUAGUCAAUGAAGGCUACAAGUAUCACUUCAAAAAUCAUGAUGUCGUCACCGUUUGGUCUGCGCCUAACUAUUGCUAUCGCUGCGGCAACGUAGCCUCGAUCAUGAAUCUGAACGAAACCCUGAAGCCUGAGUUCCAAAUUUUUAGCGCCGUGCCGGACCACCGACGAGCUGUCCCCGCAGGAAGAGGGACGCGUGGUGAAUACUUCCUCUAAUACUUUCCAUAGUGUGUGCGUUUGCGCAAAGGCGAUGUCUUGAAUGUCACGCAGGAAGGAUAGACGGCGGGGUAGAGCCUUUUUGGUGGCAAUAUUGGAAGCAGCAUUUCACCGUUUCACCAUUUCACAGAGGAUACGUUGCAUGCAAAUAUUCUUGCAUCUCAUGAGUGAGGAGAAUACCCGGCGGAAUGGAUAAAUGGAUGGAGGCAUGGAAUUCAUGAUACUUGUAUAAUAACUUCAUGAUCCGAACUUGUACGAUUAUUG
Messenger RNA from Lindgomyces ingoldianus, 1806 nucleotides. RefSeq names its product serine/threonine-protein phosphatase 6. Lineage: Eukaryota; Fungi; Ascomycota; Dothideomycetes; Pleosporales; Lindgomycetaceae. Gene Ontology annotation, cellular component: cytoplasm. The transcript is spliced from 5 exons. Gene Ontology annotation, molecular function: protein serine/threonine phosphatase activity. The coding region runs from base 283 to 1542 and encodes 419 amino acids. Gene Ontology annotation, biological process: peptidyl-serine dephosphorylation; G1/S transition of mitotic cell cycle. The record is from RefSeq and is a predicted model, not a curated record.